AUGUCGACACAUGCAAAAGCAGCAAAUUUAAAAGAGAAAAAGAAAACUUUAUGUGGAGCAUGUGACACACAAUUAGAACCUGAUCAUCCUGGCAUACAAUGUCCCCAAGGACAUCAUUAUUGUACGGAAUGUUCACAGCAAAUUGUUAGUUUAUUUCUGUCAGAUCCUCAAUCAUAUAUACCAUUACGUUGUGUUCAAUGUCAUGUUGAAUUAAAUACAAGUGUAUUUGAACGGCAAUUAACACCUGCACAAAUGGAGUUUUAUUAUCAAAAUAUGCUCGUAUUUGUAUGGGUAAAAGAAUUAGUGGGUCCUGAUGAACGUUUAGACAAUUGUCCAUUUUGUAGUUAUGCAAUUAUACGUGGUAAAAAUGAUCCACAUCUAUUCUUUUGUGAACGUCCAGAUUGUCAUAAAACAUCAUGUUUAAUAUGUCGAAAAGCUUGUCCUUCAAUUACUAGUGAUUAUCUUACUGAGGCUCAACAAGAAGAAAUUUUUCAACAUUUCACUUGUGCUGAAUUAGCUGAUGAUAAAUCUGUAUUUGAUUUAGCUGUAGAAAAUGGACAAAAAGUAGCUUGCCCUCAAUGUGGUUUAGCUGGUAUGAAAGAUGAUUCAUGUACACAUAUGACUUGCCCAACAUGUUCUCAAGUUUGGUGUUAUUUUUGUGGUAAACGACUUGAAGAUUGUGAUAAAGCACCAAAUGGACACAAUAGUAUAAUUGAUCAUAAUCAUGAUUGGGAGAAAAAUUCGAAACGAUGUCCAAUGUAUUUUAUGCAAAUUGAAGAGUUUGAUAAGCGAUGGCCAGAGGAUGAAGCACAAUGUUUAAUGAUGUUUCAUCGUAAUCGUUCAUUACGUUUAUUACGUGAAGUAUUUGAAAAACUUGGUAAAGAUCGUAUUGAAAAAUUAAAUCAUCAUUUUCAUGUACUUGAUUCAUGUGGUUUUUCACUCGAAGAAAUUCUUAAUGAAGAUUUAACAUUGAUUCAUGGUCGAGAUAGAGUUCGUCGUCGUAAUCAUAGAAAUUAA
This is a messenger RNA of Adineta steineri, 1017 nucleotides long. The record is from the annotation of a GenBank genome assembly. Lineage: Eukaryota; Metazoa; Rotifera; Eurotatoria; Adinetida; Adinetidae.